This is a messenger RNA of Syngnathoides biaculeatus (alligator pipefish), 1352 nucleotides long. RefSeq names its product myelin proteolipid protein-like. Bases 527 to 1327 code for a protein of 266 amino acids. Gene Ontology annotation, cellular component: myelin sheath; plasma membrane. The record is from RefSeq and is a predicted model, not a curated record. The transcript is spliced from 6 exons. Gene Ontology annotation, molecular function: structural constituent of myelin sheath. Gene Ontology annotation, biological process: axon development; central nervous system myelination. Lineage: Eukaryota; Metazoa; Chordata; Actinopteri; Syngnathiformes; Syngnathidae.
CUCAAUCUAUCCGACAUCGAGUCCCGCGAUAGCGGCGAGAGCCAGCUGCGCACCCGAGGGACAUUGGCGCCCGCCGGUGACCCGGUGACCCCUCCCCCCGCAGCUUCUCCGACAGCACGCGUGGCUCCGAGGGCUUUGUUUGCUUGACAUCGCCGCCCUUUGUCUCGCGGCAAUGACAAUGGCCACCUUAUGUUUCGGCCACAAUGAGACGCUCUCCGCUCAGGCCCUCGGCGACGUCCGCGACCGCCGCGGGAGGAGGGCCCGACCCCCCCGUGUCCGUACAAGCGGAUGAGCGCCUGUCACAUUGCAGCUGAAAUCUUUGGCGGUGGCUGGUAGGCAGACGCCAGUUGUCAUCUCGGCAUCUCUCUGCUUGCAGGCGCAGCAUGUUUCCGGUCAGGCAGCCUUGGCUUUGCAAAGCCUUAGGUGCUUUUCCUACCGUCCCAUUUCUGCCACUGCUUUGAGUUAUUCACGCCGGCUCGCGGUGAUGGAUUUGGCCAGGGUCGAGCGAUUCCGCGCGGAGGUUUAGAUGUGUUGUGUGGUCCUGUGUGCGGUGUGCGCCGCCUGCCUGCUGAUAUCUUUUGCCCCCCCAGGUUGUUAUGAUUGCUGCGUCCGGUGCUUGGGGGCGGUGCCCUACCCGUCCCUGGCGGCCACCCUGCUGUGCUACGCAGGCAUGGCUCUCUUUUGCGGUUGCGGCCACGAAGCCUUGACCCAGACCCGAGUCCUGGCGGAGACCUACUUCGCCCGCAGCGAGCAGGAUUAUGAGGUCGUGGCUUCCUGCGUCGAAUACUUCCAGUACGUCAUCUACGGCUUGGCCUCCUUUUUCUUCCUCUAUGGUAUCCUGCUGCUGGCCGAAGGCUUCUACACCACAAGCGCGGUCAAGCAGAACUUCGGGGAAUUUCGGAGCACCCGCUGCGGCCGAUGCCUCAGCCUGACGUUUAUCAUUGUGACGUACAUCUUGGCCUUCAUCUGGCUGGCGGUGUUUGCCUUCACUGCAAUUCCCGUCUACUUCCUGUUCAACACGGAGCAAACCUGCCACGACGUCAACCUCCUGGCCGAAAAAACUACCAGCAUCAAUCAGCACGGCUGGAUUUGCAUGGACGCCAGGCAAUACGGCCUCCUCCCUUGGAACGCGAUGCCGGGCAAAGCGUGCGGAAUGACUUUGGCGUCCAUUUGCAAGACCAGCGAAUUCCACCUCACCUACGACUUGUACAUUGCGGCAUUUGCCGGCGCCGGAAUCACCCUCUUGGCGUUGAUUCUGUUUUUGGUUGCGACCGCCUACAAUUAUGCAGUCCUGCGGUUCCUGAGCAGGAAGGGGGGGGUCCGCUAAACUGGGCUGACAGCGUCCUCUGCUG